Parnassius apollo (apollo) is the source of this 1872-nucleotide messenger RNA. NCBI's taxonomy places the organism in Eukaryota, Metazoa, Arthropoda, Insecta, Lepidoptera, Papilionidae. The record is from the annotation of a GenBank genome assembly.
AUGUAUGUAUGCAACGUUGGUAACAUCCCUACGUUUGAAACGGUCACCCACGGGCGAGAUCGCUCUUCAAUAAUCGAUCUCACAUUUGCUUCCGGCUCCAUCAUUGAUAACAUCUUGGAGUGGCGUGUCAACUUGAACAUUUCACCAAUUUCCCAGCAUAAUGCAAUAGACUAUUGCAUCGACUUUGACACAUCUAACACCACACACACAUAUCAAAACUCCACUUUCCUGUACAAAUCUAAUAAAGCUUGUUGGCCUAUCUUUAAGGACAAACUGCACACACACAUGACACUCACAAACAUACUCGAACAUGACAUUUCUACCCUGAACGUUGAUGAUCUGGAACAUAUCAUCAACGAACUAACCAAUGUGAUCCACUCUGCAUGUCGAGCCAGCAUGCAUGUUAAAAGCCGGGGAACAAAGCCCAAGGCUCCUUGGUGGACGAAGGAGUUGGAGAUCCUCAAGCGGGAGGUGGUGGAUUUACACCAUCAGCUCCACGUGCCAAGCACAGGUAUGCCUCUGGAACAUAUUUUAGAAACGAGGAAACAAAAAAAGGAACUAUACGCCAACAAGAUGCGUGAGGAGUCGACUAGGCAUUUUCGUGAGUUUUGCGAAUUGCAAACUAAGGAAAAUGUCUGGUCACUCACGAACAGACUUCUCAAAAAUGCCACCCUUAGGCGCCCACCAGUCACUCUUAAUAGGGGCUCCACCUACACCACAGACAGCCAGGAGACUGCCAAAGCACUUCUUGACCACUUCUACCCAGAUGACUUACCAGACACCUUAACGCGACAUCACGAGCUCAGAUCAGAAAUGACCGACCUUCCUCAGUCCCACGAUGAUCCUCCCUUCACCCAGGAGGAGGUGUUAGAGUGCUUAAAACAAAUGAGCCCCAAGAAGGCUCCCGGACUUGAUAACUUCACAUCCGACAUAUGUCAGCAAUUUGCAACAGAUUACCCUAGACUCCUGACAGAUAUACUGAACCGUUGUCUUACACUCCAACACUUCCCUGAUGAUAUUAAAGCAGCCUUCGACAACGCUUGGUGGCCUGCACUCUUCCACCGGUUGCGGCAUAUUCAAUGCCCUAAUAACAUCUUUGGACUCAUCCAGGAUUAUGUCCGCGAUCGGAAGGUCAUCCUUGACCAUGCGGGGAGGCGAGUCACCAAGACGAUGUCUAAGGGCUGCAUACAAGGUUCCACGUGUGGGCCUGUUCUCUGGAAUAUCAUACUAGACGAGCUGCUCGAUGCGAGGCUUCCAGCGGGCUGUCACAUACAGGCUUUUGCGGAUGAUGUCUUGCUGGUUGUCACGGCCGCGAGUGUCGGCGAGCUGGAGAGUGCUGCCAACUUAGCUCUCCACCAUAUAGUCGAGUGGGGAAGGAGCGUCAAGCUGACCUUCGGUCCCACUAAAACUAAGCUCAUUGCCUUCACUCCCAAGGCUAAGGUAGCCAGCAUUAACAUGGACGGACACCGUCUUUCCUUUGUGCCAGAGGUUAAACUGUUGGGAGUCAUCUUAGACAAAAAACUAAACUUUGGGAAACACGUGAAACAGGUUAUCAACAAGGCUGUGCGAAUCUUCAACACACUUUGUAUGUACUCGAGACCCACAUGGGGAGCCCAUCCUGAGAACAUCAGUACCAUUUACCACCAAGUGAUCGUGCCAACUAUCACCUACGCUGCUGGAAUUUGGGGACACGUUGCCCAGAAAAGGUGCAUCAGGAGGGCACUCGGGAGCAUGCAGCGCGGAUUUGCCAUUAAGGCUAUUAGGGGAUUCCGCACGGUAUCUUCAUCCGCGGCCCUGGCGUUAGCCCAGUGCGGACCUGAAAGUGCGGGAAGUUUGCGCUGUGGAAAGAGCUCGGCUUCUGGGUACCUCUGA